Pleuronectes platessa (European plaice) is the source of this 1549-nucleotide messenger RNA. RefSeq names its product cell surface A33 antigen. The transcript is spliced from 7 exons. Gene Ontology annotation, cellular component: plasma membrane. The record is from RefSeq and is a predicted model, not a curated record. Lineage: Eukaryota; Metazoa; Chordata; Actinopteri; Pleuronectiformes; Pleuronectidae. Bases 47 to 1549 code for a protein of 500 amino acids.
GGUCUCUCACUCCUGGACUGAGACCAUCAGUUUGAGAUAUCUUUUAAUGUCUGGAUGGUUUUAUCCUGUUACUGCGAUGGCGACAAAGAAGCAGGUCGGAUGGCGAAAGCUAUUUCUGAUUCUCACAGUGCUGCCCUGCUGCAGGAGCUUAGAGGUUUCUAUUCCUGAGCCUGAAUACAUGGUUGCAAGAGGAGGCGACGUUGCCUUGACCUGCUCCUUCAUCCCAGCCCGAACCGACUUCAACACAAUUGUCCUCCGUUGGGAUGUCGACCCCGAGGAAAUCAACGCUCCAAUGGAAUCGGUGGCCACCUACUUUGUGAAUAAUCCUAUUGACAUUGCACCUGCCUUUGAAGGCCGAGCCACUCUGGAGGUCGACCUUCAAAACCGUGUGAGCACACUCACCCUGAAAAAGGUGACGAUACGGGACAGCCGUCGUUUCCAGUGCAACGUCUUGAUCCCCAAUGAUGACGAAGGAAACACUGCUGCCUCCACUUCCCUUUUGGUCCUGGUGCCGCCCUCUCCGCCGGUCUGCAGCAUAAAUGGGAGAGCAGAGUACUGGAACGACAUCUCCCUCACCUGCUCGUCUGAGGAGGGAUCCCCUCAGCCUGUCUAUGAAUGGAAGAGCUUCGAUGUCAGAAACGCUCCCAGAGCAUUUCCACCUAAGACAACUGAAAAGGACGGAGUUCUAUCGCUUUUCAAUAUUUCAAGAGAGACGUCAGGGAUCUUCACGUGCACAUCGACAAAUCGAGUCGGUACUGCCAGCUGCAACUUUACCUUAGCAGUGACGCCUGGCGGUAUGAGUGAGGGCUCCGUUGCAGGUAUAGCUGUAGGAGUCCUCGCUGGUUUCCUGGUUCUGGGGAUCGUCGUCUUCUGUUGCUGGCGCAAAAAGGGCAAAAAGGACAAGUAUGCUGAGGGUGCCCCUGCAGGAGUGGAGUUCUAUGACAGAGAUGCUCCUGAGGCUGAAGAGCGGUACUUGGACAACGAGACGAGCAGUGAGACAAAGCAGCACAAACAGCACGAAGAGAAAGAAGCUGCUCUACGAAGCACUUACACUGCAGCAGUUGGACACACGUUUGACGAUGAUCAAAACAGUCACAGUGGCAAGGGCAGUGACAUCGACUCUAAACGUUACCGGGACGACAAGCCUAAUCACUAUCGUGGGAGUCGCGAGCACCUCGACGAUAAACCUAGCUAUCAUAGUGGAAGCCGUGACCGACUCGACGAACAACCCGAUCUUUCCCGUGGCAGCCGUGACCGACUCGACGAACAACCCGAUCUUUCCCGUGGCAGCCGUGAUCGACUUGAUGAGCCUCGUGAUCGUUAUGGCGGCAGCCGAGACCGACUCGACGAUCAACGCGAUCGUUCCCGUGGCAGCCGAGAUCGACUCGAUGAGCCUCGUGAUCGUUAUGGCGGCAGCCGAGAUCGACUUGACGAUCCACGUGAUAAUUACCGUGGCAGCCGAGAUCGACUUGACGACCAACGUGAUAACUGCCGUGGCAGCCGAGAUCAUCUCGAUGAGCCUCGUGGUCGUAAUAGGCUUGAAAUAUAG